Colletes gigas is the source of this 3015-nucleotide messenger RNA. Its product is annotated as mitochondrial 10-formyltetrahydrofolate dehydrogenase. The transcript is spliced from 7 exons. Gene Ontology annotation, biological process: biosynthetic process; one-carbon metabolic process; 10-formyltetrahydrofolate catabolic process. NCBI's taxonomy places the organism in Eukaryota, Metazoa, Arthropoda, Insecta, Hymenoptera, Colletidae. Gene Ontology annotation, cellular component: cytoplasm. Bases 252 to 2954 code for a protein of 900 amino acids. The record is from RefSeq and is a predicted model, not a curated record. Gene Ontology annotation, molecular function: formyltetrahydrofolate dehydrogenase activity; aldehyde dehydrogenase (NAD+) activity.
UAGCAUAUAUGCGGUAGCGAGUCGAUGACAGUUGGAGAUAGCAUACGGUAGAGCUCGCUUAAAAGCACAGUGAAAGCUGCCCAACAACCACGCUAAAGUUGCAACCGGGUACGUACAGAACGCACACUGUUUACUAACAACAGACAUUGCAUGCUUGGUGUAUUUGGCGCUGGGUCGGCUAAACUGGUUAGGCAGCAUCGUCGUGAAUCUUCCGUGAAGUCAGGUGACAUUUCCUUCAAAUCCAGACGGCGAUGGCGCGACUCAAGGUGGCCAUAAUCGGUCAGAGCCCGUUCGCGGCCGAGGUCUAUAAACUGCUCAGAUACAAUGGCCACGAUAUCACCGGUGUUUUCACGAUCCCCGAUAAAGGAAACCGAGAGGAUCCGUUAGCUGUGACAGCGAAGACGGACGACACGCCGGUGUUCAAAAUCAAAUCAUGGAGGAGCAAAGGAGUAACACUGCCGGAAGUGUUGGAGCUGUACAAAAGCAUCGAGGUGGACGUGAACGUUCUACCGUUCUGCAGUCAGUUCAUUCCCAUGGAGGUGAUCAAUCAUCCACGGCACAAGAGCAUAUGUUAUCAUCCGUCUUUGCUGCCCAGGCACCGCGGAGCGAGCUCCAUAAGCUGGACCUUGAUCGAAGGAGACGAUACCGCUGGAUUUUCAGUGUUCUGGGCGGACGAUGGCCUUGACACCGGGCCUGUCUUGCUCCAAAGAUCCUGCAAAGUGGAGCCCAACGACACCCUGGACACCGUGUACAAUAAUUUCCUGUACCCCGAGGGGAUCAAAGCCAUGGGAGAAGCUGUGGACCUCGUGGCAAAGGGAACCGCGCCUAAAAUCCCCCAAACAGAGGAAGGAGCCACCUACGAUCCGAUGUUAAACAAGAAGGAUCUACAAAAACUGGAUUGGUCCAAGCCUGCCAAACAGAUUCACAACUUCAUCCGUGGUCUGGACAGCACACCGGGAGCUUGGACCACGAUCAACGGCGAGGAGGUUCGUCUGUUCGGUUCCACUCUGUGGAACAGCGAUGAACUACCAUCACACGAUACAGAGGUGAACGUGGAGGGCCGAACAGGCAUCAUCCACGACGGCGGAUUGCUGAUCAACGCCAGCGACGGGAAAUACGUGAACGUGGAAAGGAUAAAAAUUGGUACCAGAACGAUCCCCGCCAGCAAGUUUGGCAAGGAGGACGAGAACGUCGUGAUAGAAUUCACGGAAGAGGAGCUGAAGGCCAAGGACGUUUUGAUGCACAUCUGGAACAGCAUCCUCAACGUGGACAUCGAAGACGACACCGACUUCUUCGCGUGUGGAGCCGGAAGCAUGGACGUCGUGAGGCUGGUCGAAGAAGUUAAGGACAACUUGGGAGUGACGUUGCAGAACAUAGACGUUUUCAUGGCCCCCGUUUUCAUACAGUUCGCUACGACGGUAGUUCUCGCUGCACGGGGCGUCUCCGCCGCCAAGGACGUCAAAUACGACGCCGUGGAACUGCAGGCGAACAACACGAACCUGAAAUUCCCCAAGCAAUUGUUUAUUGACGGGGAGUUCGUCAACGGGCAUGGAAAACCCCUGGACACGAUCAACCCUCACGACGAAAGCGUGAUCUGCUCCGUGGAGAGUGGCACCGUCGAGGACGUGGACAGAGCUGUGAAGGCUGCUAAGAAAGCCUUCGACGAUGGGGAGUGGAGCAAGAUCAGUGCCAGGGAGCGCGGUGCUCUUCUCUUCAAGCUGGCGGACCUGAUGGAGGAGCACAAGGAGGAGUUGGCCACGAUCGAGAGUUUGGACUCUGGCGCGGUAUAUACCCUGGCCCUGAAGACCCACGUGGGAAUGUCCAUCGAGACUUGGAGAUAUUUCGCUGGCUGGUGUGACAAGAUCCAAGGCUCGACGAUACCGAUAUCGCACGCUAGGCCCAAUCGCAAUCUGACGUUCACGCGUAAGGAACCGCUUGGCGUCUGUGGUCUGGUCACACCCUGGAACUAUCCUCUGAUGAUGCUUUCUUGGAAAAUGGCGGCUUGCCUGGCUGCGGGGAACACGGUGGUGAUGAAGCCUGCCCAGGCGUCGCCCUUGACCGCCUUGAAGUUCGCAGAACUCACCGUCAAAGCUGGUUUCCCACGCGGUGUGGUGAACAUUGUACCGGGCAACGGGUCGGUUACGGGAAACGCGAUCUGCGAGCAUCCUCUGAUCAGAAAGCUCGGCUUCACCGGGUCCACGUUGAUCGGCCAGUCGGUAAUGAGAUCCUGCGCUGAUAGCAACUUGAAGAAGGUCUCGCUGGAGCUGGGAGGCAAGAGUCCCUUGGUUAUCUUCGAGGAUGCUGACAUUCAGCACGCAGUCAGGGUUGGAAUGGGCAGCGUGUUCUUCAACAAGGGAGAGAACUGCAUAGCUGCUGGUCGACUGUUCGUCGAGGAAUCUAUACACGAUGACUUCGUGAGGAGGAUCGUCGAGGAGACGAAGAAGAUAAACGUGGGUAACCCGUUGGACAGAAGCACAUCGCACGGUCCGCAGAAUCACAAGGCGCAUCUGAACAAGCUCUUGGAAUUUGUGAGUCGCGGUGUCCAGGAGGGAGCGAGAUUGGUCCACGGUGGCAAAAGGUUGGAUCGUCCUGGUUGGUACUUCGAGCCGACGGUCUUCACCGACGUCAAGGACGACAUGUACAUAGCGAAAGAGGAGUCUUUCGGUCCUAUAAUGGUGAUCUCCAAGUUCAGUUCCAAGAACAUGGACGAGAUGAUCGCCAGGGCUAACGAUACAGAGUACGGGCUGGCUUCCGGUGUUCUGACGAAGGAUAUCAGCAGAGCCCUGAGAUUCGCCGAGAAGAUCGAGGCGGGGACCGUGUUCAUUAACACGUACAACAAGACGGACGUUGCGGCGCCUUUUGGCGGAUUCAAGAUGUCGGGCUUCGGCAAAGAUCUUGGCCAGGAUGCUCUGAACGAGUAUCUGAAAACGAAAACUGUUACUAUAGAAUAUUAGGAGAAAUCUAAAUUCAUUUCUGCACGCUUCAUUUUUACUAUUGCCCCCUCACUGUUCAUGC